AUGUGCCAGUUAAGAUCGCAGCAGCAGCAGCAGAGAGAACGGCUGGGGCUGCUUGGCGGCCCUCCGAGUUUGCAUCAGCAGCAGCCACAGCACACCACUAGCAGCACAAACAGCAACACAACCACUAGCAGCAGCGCACCCAGCAGCAGCAGCAGCGGCAGCGCACCCAGCAGCAGCAGCAGCAGCAGCAGCAGCAGUGCGUGGUGUGGGUUACUGUGCAGCUCCCCAGUGCCCACGUGGCUGCGCUCUUACAUAGCAGCACAUUCGCUGCCUUCUACAAUGGAGGCCCUUCGAGAGAAUGCUUUGCGGCUGGUGGCUUCUUCGGGGAGGGUACUGGACCCGGGGGCCCUCAGGGGCCCCCAGGGGGCCCCCCUGACUGCGCAGCAGCUGGCACUUCUUGACCAGCAAUUCCAAAUCCACAGUCCCCAGUGGCGGAGGCCCCAAGAAGGGGCCCCCCAGGGCUCAGGGGGGCCCCUCAAAGGGCCCCCGGCCCGGCAAGUCCCUGUUGAGAGGCACCUGCAGCUGCUGGAGCAGCAGCAGGAACUGCAGCAGCAGCAGCAACAGCAGGACCUGCAGCAGCAACAGCAGUUGGAGCUGCAGCAGCUGCAGCCCUCUGGGGCCACCGCAGAGGCCGCGGAUGCCGGUGCCGCAUCAGCCCCUGCAGCAGUAGCAGCAGCAGAAGCAGCAGACGAGGUCAAGCAGCUCGUGCUGCACGGAAGUCUCAGAGGAGCCUCUUGUCGUGUUCAGCGAGCUGCUGUACCCCUUAGGCUGGGGGGCCCCUACGAAGUGACUCUGGGGGCCCCUCCAGCUGCUGGUGCAGCAGAGGCUGCCGGAGCAGGAGCUGCUUCUUGGGCGCUUCGCUGGCUGCUGCCGCUGCAGCAGCAGUGGGGCCCCCCUGCAGCAGCACGGUGGGCCCUUAGGGGGGCCUUGCGUCUCUUGGGGCCCAAGAAACUGGGGCCCCCCUGCAGCUGCAGCGGAGCGGGGCAGGGGGCCCCCCUGGCGUGGCCACAGGGGGGCCCCCAGAGUCCCCCCUGUGACUUGUGUCUGUUUUCGGGGCCCCCCUGGGGCCCCCGGCUCUGA
This is a messenger RNA of Eimeria tenella, 1080 nucleotides long. RefSeq lists its product as uncharacterized. The record is from RefSeq and is a predicted model, not a curated record. The transcript is spliced from 3 exons. The coding region runs from base 1 to 1080 and encodes 359 amino acids. Lineage: Eukaryota; Apicomplexa; Conoidasida; Eucoccidiorida; Eimeriidae.